AUGAAGGAUCUUCAUUCAACACCUUUCUCUUCCCAUCACGCCAGUCAAUGUGACUCCUGCGUUUUCCAGCAGCAUUCGCUACGCAGUCCAGACUUUAGUCAAGCCUUGGUUGGUGGUCAGAAAGGCUACCAGACCUACCGGGACCUACCAUGGGAUCUUCAAAAAAUUCAUCAGCCAGCCAUCCAAGUAAGACAUCUCGAGCCCUGGAAAAUUGCUCUUAUUGUUAUUGGAACAGCAGUGGCAGCAGCUGUCACCAUUGGUCUCCUAGUAUAUUUUCUGGCAUAUGAUCAGAAGCUGUUCUAUUACAGUGGCAACAUAAAAAUCACCAAUAUCCGGUACAGUAAUGAACUGUCCAGACAGUCCUCAGGAAGGUUUAGAGACCUGAGCGAGAGGGUUGAGAGACUGAUCGACAAGACAUUUUACAAUUCCAUUUUAAGGAAAAAAUACAUCCGUUCACGCUUAAUCAGAGUGAGCCCAGACGCUGAUGGUGUGAUGGCAGAGGCUUUGCUAACAUUCUGGUUCUCCGCUACGGAUUCUAGAGAAGCAUUGCGAGAAAGAGUUGAAAGGAUCUUACGGAGGGGCCUGAAAAAAUACACAGGGCCCCUGCGAAUAAAUGUCAGAUCUUCCACCAUCUCAAAUAUGGAGGCGAAAAGAGCAGAAGCCCUCUUCAAUGACAUCUGUGGGUUACGGCAGAAUAGAUCAGUCAAGUCAAUGGCAAAAUCAUCAUCAUUGCGAAUAGUCGGUGGAUUGUCUUCUGCAGAGACCGGGGACUGGCCAUGGCAAGCAAGUUUGCAGUACAAUAAUAUCCAUCGCUGUGGUGCAACACUCAUCAGCAACACGUGGCUUGUAUCUGCAGCUCACUGCUUCAGAGACAUGAGUCACCCUCAGAAGUGGACUGCUACUUUUGGAGCUCUUUUGAAGCCACCAAGCUUGAAACGAUCAGUCAAGACUAUUAUUAUCCAUGAAAAGUACCGCUACCCAGAACAUGAUUAUGACAUUGCACUUGUGCAGCUCUCUAAACGAGUUGAGUUUACAAGUAGCAUACACCGCGUUUGUCUGCCUGAGCCAUCUCAGUCUUUCCUGUACAAUAGUUACGCAGUCAUCACAGGCUGGGGAGCACUUACCAAUGACGGUCCAACUCCAAAUGCUCUUCAGGAAGCAACAGUGAAACUUAUCGACUCAAACACUUGCAACAGAAAAGAAGUGUACGAUGGGGACAUAACGCCCAGGAUGUUGUGUGCGGGAUACUUGGAAGGAGGAGUAGAUGCUUGUCAGGGGGACUCUGGGGGACCACUGGUUACUCCAGACACUAGACUGAUGUGGUACCUCGUGGGAAUAGUGAGCUGGGGAGACGAAUGUGCCAAACCAAAUAAACCUGGAGUUUACACACGAGUGACUUAUUUCCGUGAGUGGAUUACCUCAAGAACUGGCAUCUAA
Messenger RNA from Egretta garzetta (little egret), 1437 nucleotides. Its product is annotated as transmembrane protease serine 11E-like. Lineage: Eukaryota; Metazoa; Chordata; Aves; Pelecaniformes; Ardeidae. Gene Ontology annotation, molecular function: serine-type endopeptidase activity. The record is from RefSeq and is a predicted model, not a curated record. Bases 1 to 1437 code for a protein of 478 amino acids. The transcript is spliced from 10 exons. Gene Ontology annotation, biological process: proteolysis.